CUCGCCUUGGUAACGAACGAAAGAAGACGGGAAGGUCCUUCUUCUUCUGUGCUUCGCUGAGCCUAAGUUACAUCAACACCAUGGCGAUUGUCUCUUUGCUCAUUCUUCCGCUUGGUUCCCUCUCUGGCCUGCCCGCUCGCUCACUCGCUCCCAAGCAGCCGUCAUCCCAUGCCAUCCCAUCCCAUUCAUGUCGCCUCUCGCGCGUGGUGCUUUCUCUGGAGGAAUGAAGGACGGAGGCGCUUCGUUUGUUUUGCAAAGGAGUAGUUCUUGGGAGGUUGAGGAGCUGCGUGGAUGAGGCGGAGGAGGAGGAGGAGGAGCAGGAGUAGUUUUAUCGUCUUUCAAACUUAAUUCUAUCGGAGGGUGUUGGAUUGGGUCGUGGACGUGAACUGGCGGAUGUGGUAGGUGGAGUUAUGUCUUGAGGGGAGGAUUUCGACAUGUGUUAGUGAGGAUUUUCUUGAUGCGAUGUCGUUGUGAUAUCCCGGUGAUCUUGAUUUUACACUGUUCUCGGGAUAGUGAUGGAUUCCUAGCUUAUUGUGAGGUUUUUCUCCGUUUAGAGCUCGACAGACUAAAAUGUUUAAUUACUUUUGGGAGGUUUUGAAGUAGUGAAGGAAGGAUUUUAUGGUCAUAAGGUUUGAGUUGCUGAGUUUUAAGUUCGGACACAUGAAAUGCUAGAGGAAGUGAUGAUUGGAGAUAAAAUGAAGGAAAAUUGACAUUGGUAGAGGUCGCUGUUGUGGCAAGCUGCGAAAGUGGGAUUAUUAAGCGUCGUGUAGGCAGAUACGAUUGUAUUCUGAAGUUCGUAUUCUGAAGGAGAUUGGCAGUCCUGACUUGCGCAAGAAAAACACGUCACCUCGUUGAAUUGUUCGGCGGUCAGUUGACGUUCUCUCUAAUGCUAGAUAACUCAAUUAGCGUUGGAUUUGGAUCCUGUUGCGAAAAGCUAAUGCGCUGGUAGUAUUUCAAGGUUUUGGGUGAGGAAUAGGUAUCGGUUAGAAAAAUGAAGAAACGGGAGAGGGGAGACGAUGAGAACGGGCCUCCGCAAGGGAAGCGAGCUGCGGGGCCACGAGGAGCCGAGUCUUCGGAAGCUGCCGCUAACAAUUAUUCGGCAGCGAACGGCCAGCGCCUCACUACGGACGAUGCGCUUGCGUACCUUAAAGCCGUCAAGGAGAAAUUCAAAGACGAUAAAGGAAAGUAUGAUGAGUUUUUGGAGGUCAUGAAGGACUUCAAGGCGCAGCGGCUUGAUACGGCUGGCGUAAUUACUCGCGUGAAAGACCUAUUCAAAGGUCACCGACAGUUGAUACUUGGCUUCAACACAUUUCUUCCGCGAGGCUACGAGAUCACCCUACCAUUAGAAGAGGACAAGAAACAGCCUGCAGUCGAGUUUGAUCAAGCAAUCAACUAUGUAAAUAAGAUCAAGGCUCGCUUUCAGACUAACGAGCAUGUAUACAAGGCUUUCUUGGAGAUCCUGAAUAUGUAUCGGAAGGGUAACAAGUCCAUCAACGAAGUAUAUCAGGAGGUAGCAUCGCUAUUCGAGAAUCAUGGCGACUUGUUGGAAGAAUUCACAUACUUUCUCCCUGGGUCAACUGGAUCACCUGUCCAUCCUGUUGCAACACCCGUACAGCAGAUUCCACGCCUACGAGACGAGAAAGGGUUUGGAGCAAAUGUCAAGCCCUUGAACGAGAGGCUUGUAAUACCAAAGAAAGGAAAAUCUUCGGUUAUGUCGGGUGAGCGUAGCCGAGACCGUGAGCCGGAGCGGCGAACAGAGAAAGAUCGCAAGAGAUCAGACAAGGAGAAAGAUAGGAAGGAUAUGGGGGACAGAAAGGAUAGGGUCGGCAAGGAGGAUGGAGGGCGUGACAAAGAGAAAGAUUUCGCGGAGCAGAAGCCUGCAAAAAGAGCGUCUGCUCGUAAUGCAAGCGAUGCUAUAAGGAGGCAAUGUCAGGCUGGCGAGGGGGGCGACGGUUUCUCCGUGACCGCCUCCCAAGCGUUGACGGAUGAUAAGAAAGCAGUGAAAGGUGAGAUUGGUGUGCAGUAUCCAUUUUUCGACAAGGUGAAGGCCCGGCUGCGCAGCCGAGACACAUACCAGGAGUUUUUGAAAUGCCUGAAUAUCUUCAGCCAGGAGAUCAUUACCCGCGCAGAGCUGCAGAGCCUGGUGGGUGACAUCUUGGGGCAGCAUGCGGACCUGAUGGAGGGAUUCACUGAGUUCCUGACCCACUGCGAGAACGUGGAGGGCUAUCUGGCAGGGGUGUUCAGCGGGCGCAAGCUGGGGGAUUUCACAGAGGCGGCACCGUUGAAGGCCGUGAAGACGGAGAGGGGCGGUGAGCGGGAAAGGAGCCGGGAGGACAGGGAGAGAGAGCGGGACGCGAAGGAAAGGGAGCGGGACGUGAAACCAUCGCAGGCUGCGAGGGAGGGGGGCCACAAGGUGGUGUCGAACAAGGACAAGUACAUCAACAAGCCGAUAUCGGAGCUGGAUUUGUCUAACUGCGAUCGGUGUACUCCGAGCUACCGGCUGCUGCCAAAGCAUUAUCCUCGGCCGGUGUCGAGCCAUCGGACGGCGCUUGGAAACUCGGUGCUGAACGACAGCUGGGUGUCCAUGACGUCGGGGAGCGAGGACUACUCGUUCAAGCACAUGCGGAAGAACCAAUACGAAGAGAGCCUGUUCCGGUGUGAGGACGACCGCUUCGAACUAGACAUGUUGCUGGAGGGGACAGCGGUAACGGCGAAGCUGGUGGGUGAAUACACUACGAAGCAAGAGGAGCUUAGCGGUAAGGCGGAGGCAUUGCCUCCGAUGGACGAGUUUUUGUCUGCGAUCAAUUUGAGGUGCAUCGAGCGGAUAUACGGGGACCACGGGCUGGACAUGCUGGAGGCGGUUCGGAAGAACAUGAGCCGAGCGAUGCCUGUAAUACACUCGCGUCUGGUGCAAAAGGAGGAGGAGUGGACUCGAUGCCGAGAGGAAAUGAACAAAGUGUGGUCCGAGGUGUACGCGAAGAACUGCUACAAGGCGCUGGAUCACCGCAGCUUCUACUUCAGGUCGCAGGACAAGAAGGCGCUGAGUACGAAGGGACUGCUGGCAGAGAUCAAGGAGGUUAACGAGAAGAGGAGAAGAGAGGACGACACUAUGUUGGCGAUUGCAGCAGGUGAUCGAAGGCCUCUGCAGCCUGAUCUACAGUACGAAUUCAGCGACCUGGCAAUUCAUGAUGAUAUGUACCAGAUUAUAAAGUAUUCGUCGGAGGAGAUCAGUAGCUCGUCGGACCACACGGAGAAGACGAUGCAUAUGUGGAGGAUGUUCGUGGAACCGGUGCUAGACCUAUCGUCGCGUUCUAAGGGGGUGGAGGACAUGGAGGAGAGGGUGAAGGCGAAGUCGUCUGAGGGCAAAGUCUGGGAUGGAAAUGGCGGAGAGAAUGGUGGCAGCGAAGGGGAUGAAAUGACGAGCAGCCCGGAGGGUGGGACCGCUGCAGUUGAAGGAGGGGACAGCGUUAGCGGAGGUGUGGAGGUUGUGGGUGUGGAAGAAUGUGGGGCUCGGGUGACCGCAGGUACGACGAAUGGGGAGGUUCGGCGAGCAGCAGAUUGUGGGGAGAGGAACUCAGCAGACAUUGCAGGAGGAGAAGCGGAUGAGAGAGGCGGUGACGGGGCUAGAGAAGAUGUGGUGAGGGGUGGGGCGGAGGAUGGUGGGGAAGGGACAGCUGCACGGACGGAAGGGUCUGGAUGGUUACAUGCAGGGAUCAGUGGGACGAAGCAGAGCAGCGGGGCAGCAAAACGAGGCGAUGUAGAAAGGCGGGCGAAUGCGGGGCAUGGUGAGAAUAGAGGAAGCGGAUCGGUGGCGGAUGGUGGUAGUUUAGUGGCGGACGAUAAUGGCAGCGGUAGUCGUGCCGCCGCAGAUAGAGAAGAAGGAGAACUAUCGCUUUUUUCAGAGCGGGAGAACCGAAAGAAGUUGAAGUGCAGUCCGCGGCGGGGAAGAGAAGAGAAUGGUGUGGUAAAGUCAUUCGGUAAUGGGGAGGCUGCAGAUGGAGUGGGUGGAUCGGGGAUGGAGCAUGAGCAAGAUGCAUACGACGAAGUCGAGGAAAGCGCUCAGAAGUCAUGCGAGGACAGCGACACUCCGUCGGAAGGUGGGGAGGAGGUUUCGCCAAGUGAGCAGUCUGGGGACGAGCAAUCGGAGCAUGACGACGAUGACGAGGAGGAGGAUGAAGAUGGGAAGGCAGAGAGCGAAGGAGAGGCUGAGGGCAUGACAGAUGUGGAAGAUGGAGAUGGGGAUCGGAACUCGUCACUGGCAAGUUCGGAACAGUCGUAUGCACAUUGCAAGCCACUGGCGGCUUAUCCCGGACCCGGUGCAGGGUUGACGGUGGUAUCGCAGUCGAAGAAGGGCGGAGGAGUAUUCUAUGGGAACGACACCUUUUACGUCCUUUUAAGGCUCUACCAAACUCUAUAUGAGCGGCUUCUGUCGGCGAAGGUGAAUGCAGAGUUGGCAUCGAAAAAGAAAGGCAGCGAUAGCGGCGCCCCCCCGAACUUGUAUUCCCGGUUCUUGCAAGUGUUGUACGGUUUGCUGGACGGUUCUGUGGACAACUCAAAGUUUGAGGAUGAGUGCAGGGCAAUCGUCGGCACACAGUCGUAUAUCUUGUUCACGUUGGACAAGCUGAUUUUCAAGCUAGUAAAGCAACUACAAGCGGCAGCAACGGACGACGUGGUGCAGAAGCUUCUGGCACUGAACGCAUAUGAAAACGGGCGGGAGGCUGUGGAUCCCGUGUACUAUGCUGAUGCUUGUGUGGUGCUGCACGACGAGAGGAUAUACCGUUUCGAGCAGAGGUGGAAUCCGAACGAGUUGUUGAUACAGCUGAUGGACAAUUCGGACAUUCCCGGGAAUAGUUUCGAGAGCUCAUUUCAGAAGUACUUGGACGGGUUUUUGACGUCAGUACCAUCAGGCAAGGGCGGGCAGCUAUUUGUGGCACGCAACUUGAAGCGGAAGUUGGUGGAAGAGUGUGUAGAUUACGGGGAAGAUGUGAACAUAUUGAAUGGGCUUGAGAUAAAGAUGACAUGUCGGACUUCAAAAGUGUCGUACGUGCUGGACACGGAAGACGUGUUUUGGAGGUCGAUGCCAGGAGGCAAGAGACGGAAGGUGAAGGCGGGAUCGAAGAGAAAGGGUCAGUUUCACAAGUGGAUGCAAGAAAUGGAGGGUUUGAAAGCCCUUCGGACGAAGUUCUCCUCGGUAUGGAUAUGUCACUACAUAUAUAUAUAUGGUUGUAUCCCACAUCCAUCAUAUCCACCUCCAGAGCAAAAAAAUAUGAUCUCUAUUUUUCCACCUAUAUUUUUUAUAUUUCUACCCAUCACCUGUGUGCCACCAUAAUCUUUGUUCUAGUUUAACUUCAAAGCCACUCCUCAAAUUUGUUGAGUAAGAACAGCAAGACUCAAUUCAUAAGAAUUGAGUUCAUUAGUGUGUAUCAGUGGUAGAAUGUACAUAUGUAUUGGUUAGAGAUAGUAGCUUCAUAGUCUUUUAUUUGAUGUUCAAUUGCUUUAGCCAUUUGCUAUUGUACUUCAUAUAAAUUUCCUAUUAACACUUGGAAAAAUUUCUUCAAUGCACAUUAUACUCCCUUAA
Physcomitrium patens is the source of this 5578-nucleotide messenger RNA. Lineage: Eukaryota; Viridiplantae; Streptophyta; Bryopsida; Funariales; Funariaceae. The record is from RefSeq and is a predicted model, not a curated record.